Molecule: messenger RNA, 4314 nt
Organism: Echinostoma caproni
Lineage: Eukaryota; Metazoa; Platyhelminthes; Trematoda; Plagiorchiida; Echinostomatidae
Source: the annotation of a GenBank genome assembly
UUCCAUCACGACGUUCGUACAGCACACAACGAGCUGAUUAAACUGGUCAGCACGAACAAGGAGUUGGCGAACGCAGUUGCACGGACGGAAGAUCCAAUGAGCUCUGAUGCUCUGGCUCAAAUUGAGAGCAGUAUUCGCGGCCAGUUGAGUGGUUUCAUGGAACUGUCUGCAACCGCUCGUCAACUUUCUUUGCAAUCGCGGGUGGUCGCCCCGCUUCAUUAUCGCACACCUCUUCCUGAAGGGCGACAUUCGGCUAACCUUCUCGCCUCUAUUCGUCUCUCGUCCGAUUCAUGGCUUCACCGAGGUGACCCAGUUCGCGUGUGGAAAACCAGUACCAUUGCAUCGGAUCUGCUUCACGAAUGGGCCGCAGAAACUCCAGACGGCACACAAGCGACCACAUUGCCCGCGGCGUGCCUGUGGCUUACCUCACCGGAGUCAAGCCCCCCGUCUAGUACACGAGAACAUGCCAGCCGCAUCACGGUUUACACAGGGCAAGCCGAGGAUGGAGUAGUGGGUCAGCAACAAAUGAAGCAUCUUGAGACGGAAGACGCCGGUGACGAGGGGGACAGUACCAGCAAUCAAUCCGACGAAAGGCGAUCGAGACGAAAACAAAAACCACGAGUGAACUUAUUCUCAAAUAACAAGGCUGCUGCUGCGAGAUUCCAAACGAUGUUAUUUGGUGCUUGGACAGAUACUAUUGGCGAUUGGGCAGCCCUGCUCAUUCCAACGUAUCAUUCGCAUUUAGAAAGCCUCCUAAAAUUCAAGGGUGAUAUCAAGACUACUCGGAAGAAGGAAAUGGAAGACUUAAAAUCCGAAUUGCCGUACCUGGUGGACUAUGGCGAUGUUCAUAUGCGAAAAGCUCUACAUGAGCUCCGAGCACGGCAAAUCAUUCAGACUGUUCGCGAUGAUUUGAUACAACCUGACGAACUGCUCCAACUGUUGAAAACUCUGGAUGCAUGGAAUAAACUUCGUAUUCAAUUACUGGACGCAAGGAAGGCAGCGUCCCCUCGUUCAUUAAGCCAUGAAGCUCUGAAAUCCGCACAAACCGCGCAAGCGAGACGACUCCAUUCGUUUGAUGUUCGAACGGUAUCCGAUUCACGAACCGAAGUCAAGCCUCAAAUGAUGGAAGUCACAUAUCCACUCUCCACGGAACGUGAGAUCAGUCAAAUAGAGGAAUUGGUCACAAGCUUCGCCGAGCCCGCUCCUCGAACCUAUCGAGUUCUGACUGAGGGGAAAGCCCAGUUCGUUGAAGCUGAACAUGCAAUUCCUGAUCAUGAACUACACCCAAUUCCGAUUCCCAGCAAACGUGCUCAGUCACAACCAGCCAAAAGUUCAAAAGCAGAAAAGAAGGAUCUCAUGACACAAAUCAAUACCCCGUACAUACCGACAUUAGUUCACUGUCCCAAAUGUGAUUUGGAAUAUGAAGUAGAUCUUUACCGGAGCCCAAAUGAUGUCAUGGCGCAAGCGAUUGAGCCGAUUUACUAUCAGACCAGGCCUGGAAGCACGAUUGGCUAUUCCCCACGCUUUGCGCAUACCAAGCAACAAAAUGGUACCGGUAGACUGGUAAGUGAGGAUUUGUCUACCAGUACUGCUAACGUCCGACCGGCUGAUUCAAUGCCUGCUCUGAGUACAGCACAAGAAAUACCGAAGUAUAUUACAGCCGACAGUUCCGUGUCCAGCCGUUCUCGCGCAGCUGAAUCCGGGUUUAAAUUACGCAAACGAUUGGGUCGCUGGAAUAAACACCGUCCGCAUAGCUUCUCGACAGUGACUGGUGGUGGCAUAACAACACCAGGAUUGACAGACACUACUGGAAGCUCCGGUAUUGACAGUCUUCCAGCAACCCCAACGCUAGAAGAAAGUGCUAAAAGGUCAAGGCACGGGCGUGUGAAGAAAUCAGCGGACAAAAGUCGACCAAAAACUGGAGGUAUAUCCAUUUUUCGAUGGGGACGGAAAAGGAAGGCCACACCGGAGUCAAUAUCUCCGGGAACAGAGAGUGUUGGUACUGAACCGGGACCAUCGGAGGUCUGUUCACCUCUGAUGACCGACCGACACUCGGCGUUGCAUGUCCAAACCGAGCUCAGUCAGCCCGACUCGAAUGCCACAUUGACCGAUCAGGAAACCCCACAAGCUGCUCUGGCCACGCCGAUAAUUCGUUCUCGGAGCUGGAUUCAGCAUGGUACCCCGUGGGGUUAUGGCCCACCGUUGCAUGAACAUUGGCAUCCAUCCACUGAGUAUGUGAUUACUCAGGAACGGCCACGUGUACAGUACGCGCAAAGUCAUAGUGAACGCCUUAGAAAUAAGGCAGCAAGACCGCGAAUAGGCAGUGGAGGAUACUUUGCUUCAGUUGAUUCCGAUCAUUCUUUGUCCGUGGACUACAGUCCCACGCAUCAGCUGAUGGACUCUGGAAUCCAAACAGACACUGAUUUGACUGCUGGAAUGGCAGACGUGAAACCGAAACGGGAGACAAAACAGACACAAGUUGGAGAAAACAAACGUAGCCAAGAGUUGUGCGCCAAGUGUCAAGUGCAGACAAAAUUGUAUCCACCAAUUCAUCAGGCUGUUCAAUGCGGUGUUUGUGCAACGCAACUCACACAAAUUGGUGUCGGGGUGGACAAUGAAUUGACGAAAAUUCGACAAUCAUCGGUCAGCUGUCAGGUGGGGAUUGAUGUUUCACCCAAACCGGAUCGAGUUCAAGUUUGGGAUGUUAGUUGUCAGAUAGGGAUGUUGAAACGAAAUCAGGGAACCGAUAUGGAUCAGUUUAAAUUGCAAUCGAAUUACCCAGUGGAGAAAGAAAACCUAGAAACAAACGCGGUAGCCACGCAAACAAUACCGGAUGCAAAAUCCUGUCUUGUUGAAAGCUUCGGUUACCGAAAACAACCUCGAAUGUUGUACUCAACGUCUUGUCAAGUAGGACAGAUUGUUCGAACUAUUGCUUCCGGUCCGGAACAUUUAGAAGCUGUACAACUUUUGGAUGAGAGCAUAGAACGGUAUGCCACAGAGACUGACAACCCAUCACCGAGACAGGCCUGUACAAUGGUUGGAAAAAAACUCCAGGUUGGUAAACCAUGGUCAGAUGACUUGAGACCUGUGGUGCAACAAAGUUCAGCACUGAGCAACGAAGUGGUGUGCACAGCUGAUCGCUCACAAGGUUCGCCGAAACCGCCGCCCAAGGUUAGCUACACAGAAUGUGAAGUACAAACAAACAUCACUGGCGAAGUAAUUCCAUACAAAAGACCAAACUGUGAACGAUGUAUUCAAACUGACUGCCAGUUGGAUCAUGAUCAGCAAGAGUCCAAAUCACACGUUCCGGCCUUGGUGUCAGGGUUAACAAAGGAGACCAAUCAGACUGUUAUGUGUGCCGAUUCCACGUGGCGUAUUUUGCGCGGGCCUGCAAUGUCUGAUGUAAGCACCAUGGUUGGACGCCAAACGACAGUCAGUCAGCAACAGACUGAGCUUAAUGCGCAGGAGGUCGAAACGGCUCUGCGUCAAAUGGAACGCGCAUCAAAGUCGGUGAUCACACACGCGAUGCAUCCGAAACAAAAACAGGCGGAACAAAAGUUGCACGUACUGGAUGACAAGGUGGAAUCUCGUCCAGCUGUGUGUACACGUGCCAAGCGUAUCCAGAAAGGAUCGCCUAUGUUGCAUUCAACGAGCUCUGAUAAGCAGCUGCAAGUGACUUGUCCCAAAGUUGAAGAGGAAAAGAGAAAAGAUCUUCGAAGUGGAAGGCCACUUAGAUCCCAAAGACGAUGUUAUCAGCGCGUAGUGGUCAACGUCGGACUUUACGAUACUUCCAGUAGUAAUAGUGGUGGUGGUGGUGGGGGUCUGACGCGCAAGUCAUUGUUUGAUUACAAAUACCCAGACCAAACAACCGGAAGUUCCAUGUCUGAUACAGAGGAUGUCAUAGAGACGACCGCCAGACCGGUUCGUAUUUCUCAAAGUUCCCAUGGACGAUGUAUCAGCGUCCCGUCCAAGUCGGUGAGUAUGUGCUUCCAUUUUGACCGUCAACCGGAAUGCUGUGAGAACAAGCAUCAGGGAACAAAACUUUAUCAGAAACACAAACGCCACAACAAUGAAGCUAGUGAUCCGCAUGGUCAGCGAAGUUGGUCAUUUGACGACCUGCGAACUUGUGGUUCCAAUUGGGAGAAAACAACAACUGUUGAAGAAAAUGAUACACACUAUGUGUGGACAGAGAGUUCCGACCGAGGUGGAAUUCAACUAGGUAACUGUCCGGGAAUCGAACGCAGUGCCAGUGGAGCACGUAGACGAAUCGAUCAACUGAGAAAUCGUCACGAAAACUAUCCGUACCAUUAUUGA